Molecule: messenger RNA, 615 nt
Organism: Acanthosepion pharaonis
Lineage: Eukaryota; Metazoa; Mollusca; Cephalopoda; Sepiida; Sepiidae
Source: the annotation of a GenBank genome assembly
AUGUCAUUAAAUUAUCUUUUUCAUUCCUCCUUUUAUAUUCUUUCUUUUCUUUCUUUUUCAAUGCAAUCAACAUUCACUUUUUCUUCAUUUUACUCGCUUUCUUUCUAUUUUUUAUUUACCCUUUCUUUCACCCAUCUCUCUUUCUUUCUUUCUUUUUUCUUUCUUUCUUUCUUUCUUUCUUUCUUACAUCCAUUUCUAUCUUUCUUUCUUUCUUUCUUUCUUUUUUCUUUCUUUCAACUAUCUCUUUCUUUCACCUAUAUCUUCUCUUCUUUCUUACGCUCUUUUUUCUUAUUCUCUCUUUCUUUAUUUUUUCUUUCUCAUUUUUCUUUCUUUCAUUUUCUUACUCUCUCUUUCUUUAUUUCUUUCUUUCUUAUUCCUUCGUUCUUUUUUUCUUUCUUUCUUCCUAAUGCUUUCUUUCUUUCUUUUUUGUUUAUUUCUUUCCGUCUUUUCAUCUAUCCUGCUUUUUUGUAUGUAGAUUUGUUUAACAUUCAUUCUUUGAUUCAUUCAUUCCAUUUCUUUCUUUCUUUUUUGUUUCUUUCUUUAUAUAAAUUGGAUAAGCUUUUCUUCUUUUCUUCAUAUUUAAUAAGCUUUCUUUCUAACUUUCUUUCUUUUUAA